AUGCUAUUAUCUUUAUCAUUAUUGUUUAUUAUUUGCAAUUUAGUCAUUAAUUUUAUCUCAGGACAAAGUGCUAAUAAUAAUAGAUCUAUAAUUUCAAAAGCAUGUGCAUGUUAUAAUCAAGGUAUUUGUGAUCCAGUUACAAGUUCAUGUAUUUGUCCGUCAGGUUUUCUUGGUCAACAAUGUGAAAGAUUAGAAUCAACUACUUUGUGUAAUAAUGUAGUAUGCAAAAAUUCCGGCGUGUGCAAUAUAAUUUCACCAACUGUUUCGACUUGUUUGUGUUUGUUAGGUUUUCAUGGUGAUUAUUGUGAACGACAAAGAGUUGCUACACGUUGUACUGACAUUCGAUGUCAAAAUGGCGGCAUAUGCUAUGAACAUUCACCUGCAAUAAGUGUUUUUGCUUAUUGUCUUUGUCCACCAGGAUUUACUGGAAGAUUCUGUGAGACAGAAUAUUUUCGUUGUUCACAACCAGGUGUUUUUGCUGAUCUAUAUCAAUGUGCACAAAGUUCAUAUUUUCUUUGUGAUCAUACAAAUCGUCUUCUGACUGGUACCUGUCCAAAAGGACUUCGAUUUAAUUUGAAUAAAAUGUCUUGUGAUCAUGCCAGUUCUGUCACAUGUUCUAAUAUCUAA
Molecule: messenger RNA, 627 nt
Organism: Rotaria sp. Silwood1
Lineage: Eukaryota; Metazoa; Rotifera; Eurotatoria; Philodinida; Philodinidae
Source: the annotation of a GenBank genome assembly